UGAUCACCAUGUGAGUGAACUCGACUGAGCUUUCUUCAGAAAGCAUGGAGAUGAUGGGAAUUAGGAAGAUGGUGGUGAUGGUGAUUCUGAUGGUUGCUUUGUUUGAAGGGUCGUCGAGGGCUGUCACCUUGUGCAACAUGGACGAUGAUGGCCUCGCGGCUUGCAAGCCGUCGGUGACUCAGCCGACGCCGGCCGAGCCGACGCCAGAGUGUUGCAAGGCUCUUGCUAGUGCUGAUCUGACAUGCCUCUGUUCGUAUAAGAACUCUCUGGUGUUGCCUGCUCUUGGGAUUGAUCCUAAGCUUGCCAUGGAACUGCCAGCCAAGUGCAACCUCACCCCUCCUUCCGAUUGCUAAGGUUUUUGAAGGUAUCUGCGCUGCAUUGAUGGGGUGGUCAUUGGUGACAAUUGUAAUUCUAGGGCUUCAAAUCAUUGGCCAAGUCUAUUUGAUAUUUACUAGCUUGAGUUGAAUUUGAAUGUACUUUGAAUAAGUAAUUUGGAAUAUGCCCUGUUUAAAUUGUUUCGUAAAAUCUUAAAAUGUUUUGUGUAAUAUAUAGAAUCAUCUUUGUUGAAAAUAAACAUGUUUAAUCGAGCAUUCUG
Molecule: messenger RNA, 595 nt
Organism: Corylus avellana
Lineage: Eukaryota; Viridiplantae; Streptophyta; Magnoliopsida; Fagales; Betulaceae
Product: putative lipid-transfer protein DIR1
Biological process (GO): systemic acquired resistance
Molecular function (GO): fatty acid binding
Source: RefSeq, a predicted model, not a curated record